Molecule: messenger RNA, 925 nt
Organism: Eucalyptus grandis
Lineage: Eukaryota; Viridiplantae; Streptophyta; Magnoliopsida; Myrtales; Myrtaceae
Product: nuclear transport factor 2B-like
Exons: 2
Coding region: 49-804 (251 amino acids)
Biological process (GO): nucleocytoplasmic transport
Cellular component (GO): nuclear pore central transport channel
Source: RefSeq, a predicted model, not a curated record
UUGGGGUUACCGUCUGAAUCGCGUGCACAAAGCGAGGAGGAGGAAGAGAUGUGGAGCAUCAAGCCAGAAGACAAGGAUCUGAUAGAGAAGGCGAAGCGGUUCAUGGAGAAAUACUACAGGACGUUCGACGCGAACCGAGCGGAUUUGGUCAACCUGUUCCGGGAAGAGUCAGUGCUGGCCUUCGAAGGCCAGCAGAUCAAGGGCAAGGAGGCUAUCCUCGCCAAACUUACCUCCAUUCCGGAGUGCCACAACGAAAUCGCCGACUUCAACUGCGUGCGCCACCGCACACCCGGCAGUAUGCUCGUCUGGGUCUGCGGCCAGACGUGGGUAGGCGGCACCAAGGACAAGGCGGACGCCGUCGUUACAAACCAGAUGUUCCAUCUGAUGCCAACACCAGAAGGAGGCUUUUACGUAGGAACACAAAUUUGGAGGGCCUUUGAUCGCAACAAGCUUCGGACCUCGUUGGCAGCACCACCAAUGUCCGCCUCAGCACCGGCACCAGCAUCUGUCUCGGCACUGCCCAUGUCGACUUCGGCAUCAAGUGAGUCCGCCUCGGCACUGCCCAUUUCCGCCUCGGCAUCAAGUGAGUCCGCCUCGGCACUGCCCAUUUCCGCCUCGGCAUCAAGUGAGUCCACCUUGGCACUGCCCAUUUCCAUGAUGAAAAUUUCCACCCUAGCACCAGCAUCUGUCUCGGCACUGCCCAUGGCCACCUCAACAUCAAGUGAGUCCGCCUUGGCACUGCCCAUUUCCAUGAUGAAUAUUUCCACCCUGGGACCGCCCAUGUCGACGAUGAAACAUCCAUAGGCUUCAGUCUGAUCAUUCUGGUCUCUGUUUUAUUUUCAAUGUAUGAAUGCAGUCCUGCUUGAUUGCAAGUUGUGGUCGUGGUUAAAACGUAUUUCUAUCUCUAUAUAUAUAUAUAUAUAUA